This is a messenger RNA of Diabrotica balteata, 13719 nucleotides long. The record is from the annotation of a GenBank genome assembly. Lineage: Eukaryota; Metazoa; Arthropoda; Insecta; Coleoptera; Chrysomelidae.
AUGAUUGUGGAAGUAGAUGGUUCAUCUGUAGAUGAUGUCAUAGUGGAUAAAGUAGACGGAGGAGUAGUAAUUACUGUGGAAGUAGAUGGUUCCGCUGUGGAUGAUGUCAAUGUGGAUAAAGUAGACGCAGGAGUAGUAAUUACUGUAGAAGUAGAUGGUUCCGCUGUGGAUGAUGUCAAUGUGGAUAAAGUAGAUGCAGGAGUGGUAAUGAUUGUGGAAGUAGAUGGUUCAUCUGUAGAUGAUGUCAUAGUGGAUAAAGUAGACGCAGGAGUAGUAAUUACUGUGGAAGUAGAUGGUUCCGCUGUGGAUGAUGUCAAUGUGGAUAAAGUAGACGCAGGAGUAGUAAUUACUGUAGAAGUAGAUGGUUCCGCUGUGGAUGAUGUCAAUGUGGAUAAAGUAGACGCAGGAGUAGUAAUUACUGUAGAAGUAGAUGGUUCCGCUGUGGAUGAUGUCAAUGUGGAUAAAGUAGACGCAGGAGUGGUAAUGAUUGUGGAAGUAGAUGGUUCACCUGUAGAUGAUGUCAUAGUGGAUAAAGUAGACGCAGGAGUAGUAAUUACUGUGGAAGUAGAUGGUUCCGCUGUGGAUGAUGUCAAUGUGGAUAAAGUAGACGCAGGAGUGGUAAUGAUUGUGGAAGUAGAUGGUUCAUCUGUAGAUGAUGUCAUAGUGGAUAAAGUAGACGCAGGAGUAGUAAUUACUGUGGAAGUAGAUGGUUCCGCUGUGGAUGAUGUCAAUGUGGAUAGAGUAGACGCAGGAGUAGUAAUUACUGUAGAAGUAGAUGGUUCCGCUGUGGAUGAUGUCAAUGUGGAUAAAGUAGAUGCAGGAGUGGUAAUGAUUGUGGAAGUAGAUGGUUCAUCUGUAGAUGAUGUCAUAGUGGAUAAAGUAGACGGAGGAGUAGUAAUUACUGUAGAAGUAGAUGGUUCCGCUGUGGAUGAUGUCAAUGUGGAUAAAGUAGACGCAGGAGUAGUAAUUACUGUGGAAGUAGAUGGUUCCGCUGUGGAUGAUGUCAAUGUGGAUAAAGUAGACGCAGGAGUAGUAAUUACUGUGGAAGUAGAUGGUUCCGCUGUGGAUGAUGUCAAUGUGGAUAGAGUAGACGCAGGAGUAGUAAUUACUGUAGAAGUAGAUGGUUCCGCUGUGGAUGAUGUCAAUGUGGAUAAAGUAGAUGCAGGAGUAGUAAUUACUGUGGAAGUAGAUGGUUCCGCUGUGGAUGAUGUCAAUGUGGAUAAAGUAGACGCAGGAGUAGUAAUUACUGUGGAAGUAGAUGGUUCCGCUGUGGAUGAUGUCAAUGUGGAUAGAGUAGACGCAGGAGUAGUAAUUACUGUGGAAGUAGAUGAAGUAGAUGGUUCCGCUGUGGAUGAUGUCAAUGUGGAUAAAGUAGAUGCAGGAGUAGUAAUUACUGUGGAAGUAGAUGGUUCCGCUGUGGAUGAUGUCAAUGUGGAUAAAGUAGACGCAGGAGUAGUAAUUACUGUGGAAGUAGAUGGUUCCGCUGUGGAUGAUGUCAAUGUGGAUAGAGUAGACGCAGGAGUAGUAAUUACUGUAGAAGUAGAUGGUUCCGCUGUGGAUGAUGUCAAUGUGGAUAAAGUAGAUGCAGGAGUAGUAAUUACUGUGGAAGUAGAUGGUUCCGCUGUGGAUGAUGUCAAUGUGGAUAAAGUAGACGCAGGAGUAGUAAUUACUGUGGAAGUAGAUGGUUCCGCUGUGGAUGAUGUCAAUGUGGAUAGAGUAGACGCAGGAGUAGUAAUUAGUGUGGAAGUAGAUGGUUCCGCUGUGGAUGAUGUCAAUGUGGAUAGAGUAGACGAAGGAGUAGUAAUUACUGUAGAAGUAGAUGGUUCCGCUGUGGAUGAUGUCAUAGUGGAUAAAGUAGACGCAGGAGUAGUAAUUACUGUGGAAGUAGAUGGUUCCGCUGUGGAUGAUGUCAAUGUGGAUAAAGUAGACGCAGGAGUAGUAAUUACUGUGGAAGUAGAUGGUUCCGCUGUGGAUGAUGUCAAUGUGGAUAGAGUAGACGCAGGAGUAGUAAUUACUGUAGAAGUAGAUGGUUCCGCUGUGGAUGAUGUCAAUGUGGAUAAAGUAGAUGCAGGAGUGGUAAUGAUUGUGGAAGUAGAUGGUUCAUCUGUAGAUGAUGUCAUAGUGGAUAAAGUAGACGGAGGAGUUGUAAUUACUGUAGAAGUAGAUGGUUCCGCUGUGGAUGAUGUCAAUGUGGAUAAAGGAGACGCAGGAGUAGUAAUUACUGUAGAAGUAGAUGGUUCAUCUGUAGACGAUGUCAAUGUGGAUAAAGUAGACGCAGGAGUGGUAAUGAUUGUGGAAGUAGAUGGUUCAUCUGUAGAUGAUGUCAUAGUGGAUAAAGUAGACGCAGGAGUAGUAAUUACUGUGGAAGUAGAUGGUUCCGCUGUGGAUGAUGUCAAUGUGGAUAGAGUAGACGCAGGAGUAGUAAUUACUGUCGAAGUAGAUGGUUCCGCUGUGGAUGAUGUCAAUGUCGAGAAAGUAGACGCAGGAGUGGUAAUGAUUGUGAAAGUAGAUGGUUCAUCUGUAGAUGAUGUCAUAGUGGAUAAAGUAGACGGAGGAGUAGUAAUUACUGUGGAAGUAGAUGGUUCCGCUGUGGAUGAUGUCAAUGUCGAUAAAGUAGACGCAGGAGUAGUAAUUACUGUAGAAGUAGAUGGUUCCGCUGUGGAUGAUGUCAAUGUGGAUAAAGUAGAUGCAGGAGUGGUAAUGAUUGUGGAAGUAGAUGGUUCAUCUGUAGAUGAUGUCAUAGUGGAUAAAGUAGACGCAGGAGUAGUAAUUACUGUAGAAGUAGAUGGUUCAUCUGUAGAUGAUGUCAAUGUGGAUAAAGUAGACGCAGGAGUGGUAAUGAUUGUGGAAGUAGAUGGUUCAUCUGUAGAUGAUGUCAUAGUGGAUAAAGUAGACGCAGGAGUAGUAAUUACUGUGGAAGUAGAUGGUUCCGCUGUGGAUGAUGUCAGUGUGGAUAGAGUAGACGCAGGAGUAGUAAUUACUGUGGAAGUAGAUGGUUCCGCUGUGGAUGAUGUCAAUGUCGAUAAAGUAGACGCAGGAGUGGUAAUGAUUGUGAAAGUAGAUGGUUCCUCUGUAGACGUUGUCAUAGUGGAUAAAGUAGACGCAGGAGUAGUAAUUACUGUGGCAGUAGAUGGUUCCGCUGUGGAUGAUGUCAAUGUGGAUAAAGUAGACGCAGGAGUGGUAAUGAUUGUGGAAGUAGAUGGUUCAUCUGUAGAUGAUGUCAUAGUGGAUAAAGUAGACGCAGGAGUAGUAAUUACUGUGGAAGUAGAUGGUUCCGCUGUCAAUGAUGUCAAUGUGGAUAGAGUAGACGCAGGAGUAGUAAUUACUGUGGAAGUAGAUGGUUCCGCUGUGGAUGAUGUCAAUGUCGAUAAAGUAGACGCAGGAGUAGUAACUACUGUGGAAGUAGAUGGUUCCGCUGUGGAUGAUGUCAAUGUGGAUAAAGUAGACGCAGGAGUGGUAAUGAUUGUGGAAGUAGAUGGUUCCGCUGUGGAUGAUGUCAAUGUCGAUAAAGUAGACGCAGGAGUGGUAAUGAUUGUGAAAGUAGAUGGUUCCUCUGUAGACGUUGUCAUAGUGGAUAAAGUAGACGCAGGAGUAGUAAUUACUGUGGCAGUAGAUGGUUCCGCUGUGGAUGAUGUCAAUGUGGAUAAAGUAGACGCAGGAGUGGUAAUGAUUGUGGAAGUAGAUGGUUCCGCUGUGGAUGAUGUUAAUGUGGAUAAAGUAGACGCAGGAGUGGUAAUGAUUGUGGAAGUAGAUGGUUCAUCUGUAGAUGAUGUCAUAGUGGAUAAAGUAGACGGAGGAGUAGUUAUUACUGUGGAAGUAGAUGGUUCCGCUGUGGAUGAUGUCAAUGUCGAUAAAGUAGACGCAGGAGUAGUAAUUACUGUGGAAGUAGAUGGUUCCGCUGUGGAUGAUGUCAAUGUGGAUAAAGUAGACGCAGGAGUAGUAAUAACUUUGGAAGUAGAUGGUUCCGCUGUGGAUGAUGUAAAUGUCGAUAAAGUAGACGCAGGAGUACUAAUUACUGUGGAAGUAGAUGGUUCCGCUGUAGAUGAUGUCAUAGUGGAUAAAGUGGACGGAGGAGUAGUAAUUACUGUGGAAGUAGAUGGUUCGGCUGUGGAUGAUGUCAAUGUCGAUAAAGUAGACGCAGGAGUAGUAUUUACUGUGGAAGUAGAUGGUUCCGCUGUGGAUGAUGUUAAUGUGGAUAAGGUAGACGCAGGAGUGGUAAUGAUUGUGGAAGUAGAUGGUUCAUCUGUAGAUGAUGUCAUAGUGGAUAAAGUAGACGGAGGAGUAGUUAUUACUGUGGAAGUAGAUGGUUCCGCUGUGGAUGAUGUCAAUGUAGAUAAAGUAGAGGCAGGAGUAGUAUUUACUGUGGAAGUAGAUGGUUCCGCUGUGGAUGAUGUCAAUGUGGGUAAAGUAGAUGCAGGAGUGGUAAUGAUUGUGGAAGUAGAUGGUUCAUCUGUAGAUGAUGUCAUAGUGGAUAAAGUAGAAGCAGGAGUAGUAAUUACUGUGGAAGUAGAUGUAGAUGGUUCCGCUGUGGAUGAUGUCAAUGUGGAUAAAGUAGACGCAGGAGUAGUAAUUACUGUGGAAGUAGAUGGUUCCGCUGUGGAUGAUGUCAAUGUGGAUAAAGUAGACGCAGGAGUAGUAAUUACUGUGGAAGUAGAUGGUUCCGCUGUGGAUGAUGUCAAUGUCGAUAAAGUAGACGCAGGAGUAGUAAUUACUGUGGAAGUAGAUGGUUCCGCUGUGGAUGAUGUCAAUGUGGAUAAAGUAGACGCAGGAGUAGUAAUUACUGUGGAAGUAGAUGGUUCCGCUGUGGAUGAUGUCAAUGUGGGUAAAGUAGAUGCAGGAGUGGUAAUGAUUGUGGAAGUAGAUGGUUCAUCUGUAGAUGAUGUCAUAGUGGAUAAAGUAGACGCAGGAGUAAUAAUUACUGUGGAAGUAGAUGGUUCCGCUGUGGAUGAUGUCAAUGUGGAUAAAGUAGACGCAGGAGUAGUAAUUACUGUGGAAGUAGAUGGUUCUGCUGUGGAUGAUGUCAAUGUCGAUAAAGUAGACGCAGGAGUAGUAACUACUGUGGAAGUAGAUGGUUCCGCUGUGGAUGAUGUCAAUGUGGAUAAAGUAGACGCAGGAGUAGUAAUUACUGUGGCAGUAGAUGGUUCCGCUGUGGAUGAUGUCAAUGUGGAUAAAGUAGACGCAGGACUAGUAAUUACUGUGGAAGUAGAUGGUUCCGCUGUGGAUGAUGUCAAUGUGGAUAAAGUAGACGCAGGAGUGGUAAUCAUUGUGGAAGUAGAUGGUUCAUCUGUAGAUGAUGUCAUAGUGGAUAAAGUAGACGGAGGAGUAGUAAUUACUGUGGAAGUAGAUGGUUUCGCUGUGGAUGAUGUCAAUGUGGAUAAAGUAGACGCAGGAGUAGUAAUUACUGUGAAAGUAGAUGGUUCAUCUGUAGAUGAUGUCAUUGUGGAUAAAGUAGACGGAGGAGUAGUAAUUACUGUGGAAGUAGAUGGUUCCGCUGUUGAUGAUGUCAAUGUGGAUAAAGUAGACGGAGAAUUAGUAAUUCUUGUGGAAGUAGAUGGUUCAUCUGUAGAUGAUGUCAUAGUGGAUAAAGUAGACGCAGGAGUGGUAAUUACUGUGGAAGUAGAUGGUUCCGCUGUGGAUGAUGUCAAUGUGGGUAAAGUAGACGCAGGAGUAGUAAUUACUGUGGAAGUAGAUGGUUCCGCUGUGGAUGAUGUCAAUGUCGAUAAAGUAGACGCAGGAGUAGUAAUUACUGUGGAAGUAUAUGGUUCCACUGUGGAUGAUGUCAAUGUGGAUAAAGUAGACGCAGGAGUGGUAAUCAUUGUGGAAGUAGAUGGUUCAUCUGUAGAUGAUGUCAUUGUGGAUAAAGUAGACGGAGGAGUAGUAAUUUCUGUGGAAGUAGAUGGUUCCGCUGUGGAUGAUGUCAAUGUGGAUAAAGUAGACGCAGGAGUAGUAAUUACUGUGGAAGUAGAUGGUUCCGCUGUGGAUGAUGUCAAUGUCGAUAAAGUAGACGCAGGAGUAGUAAUUACUGUGGAAGUAGAUGGUUCCGCUGUGGAUGAUGUCAAUGUGGAUAAAGUAGACGCAGGAGUAGUAAUUACUGUGGAAGUAGAUGGUUCCGCUGUGGAUGAUGUCAAUGUCGAUAAAGUAGACGCAGGAGUAGUAAUUACUGUGGAAGUAGAUGGUUUCGCUGUGGAUGAUGUCAAUGUGGAUAAAGUAGACGCAGGAGUAGUAAUUACUGUGGAAGUAGAUGGUUCCGCUGUGGAUGAUGUCAAUGUGGAUAAAGUAGACGCAGGAGUAGUAAUUACUGUGGAAGUAGAUGGUUUCGCUGUGGAUGAUGUCAAUGUGGAUAAAGUAGACGCAGGAGUAGUAAUUACUGUGGAAGUAGAUGGUUCCGCUGUGGAUGAUGUCAAUGUGGAUAAAGUAGACGCAGGAGUAGUAAUUACUGUGGAAGUAGAUGGUUCCGCUGUGGAUGAUGUCAAUGUGGAUAAAGUAGACGCAGGAGUAGUAAUUACUGUGGAAGUAGAUGGUUCCGCUGUAGAUGAUGUCAAUGUGGAUAAAGUAGACGCAGGAGUAGUAAUUACUGUGGAAGUAGAUGGUUCCGCUGUGGAUGAUGUCAAUGUGGAUAAAGUAGACGCAGGAGUAGUAAUUACUGUGGAAGUAGAUGGUUCCGCUGUGGAUGAUGUCAAUGUGGAUAAAGUAGACGCAGGAGUAGUAAUUACUGUGGAAGUAGAUGUAGAUGGUUCCGCUGUGGAUGAUGUCAAUGUGGAUAAAGUAGACGCAGGAGUAGUAAUUACUGUGGAAGUAGAUGGUUCCGCUGUGGAUGAUGUCAAUGUGGAUAAAGUAGACGCAGGAGUAGUAAUUACUGUGGAAGUAGAUGGUUCCGCUGUGGAUGAUGUCAAUGUGGAUAAAGUAGACGCAGGAGUAGUAAUUACUGUGGAAGUAGAUGGUUCCGCUGUAGAUGAUGUCAAUGUGGAUAAAGUAGACGCAGGAGUAGUAAUUACUGUGGAAGUAGAUGGUUCCGCUGUGGAUGAUGUCAAUGUGGAUAAAGUAGACGCAGGAGUAGUAAUUACUGUGGAAGUAGAUGGUUCCGCUGUGGAUGAUGUCAAUGUGGAUAAAGUAGACGCAGGAGUAGUAAUUACUGUGGAAGUAGAUGGUUCCGCUGUGGAUGAUGUCAAUGUGGAUAAAGUAGACGCAGGAGUAGUAAUUACUGUGGAAGUAGAUGGUUCCGCUGUGGAUGAUGUCAAUGUGGAUAAAGUAGACGCAGGAGUAGUAAUUACUGUGGAAGUAGAUGGUUCCGCUGUGGAUGAUGUCAAUGUGGAUAAAGUAGACGCAGGAGUAGUAAUUACUGUGGAAGUAGAUGGUUUCGCUGUGGAUGAUGUCAAUGUGGAUAAAGUAGACGCAGGAGUAGUAAUUACUGUGGAAGUAGAUGGUUCCGCUGUGGAUGAUGUCAAUGUGGAUAAAGUAGACGCAGGAGUAGUAAUUACUGUGGAAGUAGAUGGUUCCGCUGUGGAUGAUGUCAAUGUGGAUAAAGUAGACGCAGGAGUAGUAAUUACUGUGGAAGUAGAUGGUUCCGCUGUGGAUGAUGUCAAUGUGGAUAAAGUAGACGCAGGAGUAGUAAUUACUGUGGAAGUAGAUGGUUUCGCUGUGGAUGAUGUCAAUGUGGAUAAAGUAGACGCAGGAGUAGUAAUUACUGUGGAAGUAGAUGGUUCCGCUGUGGAUGAUGUCAAUGUGGAUAAAGUAGACGCAGGAGUAGUAAUUACUGUGGAAGUAGAUGGUUUCGCUGUGGAUGAUGUCAAUGUGGAUAAAGUAGACGCAGGAGUAGUAAUUACUGUGGAAGUAGAUGGUUCCGCUGUGGAUGAUGUCAAUGUGGAUAAAGUAGACGCAGGAGUAGUAAUUACUGUGGAAGUAGAUGGUUCCGCUGUGGAUGAUGUCAAUGUGGAUAAAGUAGACGCAGGAGUAGUAAUUACUGUGGAAGUAGAUGGUUCCGCUGUGGAUGAUGUCAAUGUCGAUAAAGUAGACGCAGGAGUAGUAAUUACUGUGGAAGUAGAUGGUUCCGCUGUGGAUGAUGUCAAUGUGGAUAAAGUAGACGCAGGAGUAGUAAUUACUGUGGAAGUAGAUGUAGAUGGUUCAUCUGUAGAUGAUGUCAUAGUGGAUAAAGUAGACGCAGGAGUAGUAAUUACUGUGGAAGUAGAUGGUUCCGCUGUGGAUGAUGUCAAUGUGGAUAAAGUAGACGCAGGAGUAGUAAUUACUGUGGAAGUAGAUGGUUCUGCUGUGGAUGAUGUCAAUGUCGAUAAAGUAGACGCAGGAGUAGUAACUACUGUGGAAGUAGAUGGUUCCGCUGUGGAUGAUGUCAAUGUGGAUAAAGUAGACGCAGGAGUAGUAAUUACUGUGGCAGUAGAUGGUUCCGCUGUGGAUGAUGUCAAUGUGGAUAAAGUAGACGCAGGACUAGUAAUUACUGUGGAAGUAGAUGGUUCCGCUGUGGAUGAUGUCAAUGUGGAUAAAGUAGACGCAGGAGUGGUAAUCAUUGUGGAAGUAGAUGGUUCAUCUGUAGAUGAUGUCAUAGUGGAUAAAGUAGACGGAGGAGUAGUAAUUACUGUGGAAGUAGAUGGUUCCGCUGUGGAUGAUGUCAAUGUGGAUAAAGUAGACGCAGGAGUAGUAAUUACUGUGAAAGUAGAUGGUUCAUCUGUAGAUGAUGUCAUUGUGGAUAAAGUAGACGGAGGAGUAGUAAUUACUGUGGAAGUAGAUGGUUCCGCUGUUGAUGAUGUCAAUGUGGAUAAAGUAGACGGAGAAUUAGUAAUUCUUGUGGAAGUAGAUGGUUCAUCUGUAGAUGAUGUCAUAGUGGAUAAAGUAGACGCAGGAGUAGUAAUUACUGUGGAAGUAGAUGGUUCCGCUGUGGAUGAUGUCAAUGUGGAUAAAGUAGACGCAGGAGUAGUAAUUACUGUGGAAGUAGAUGGUUCCGCUGUGGAUGAUGUCAAUGUCGAUAAAGUAGACGCAGGAGUAGUAAUUACUGUGGAAGUAUAUGGUUCCACUGUGGAUGAUGUCAAUGUGGAUAAAGUAGACGCAGGAGUGGUAAUCAUUGUGGAAGUAGAUGGUUCAUCUGUAGAUGAUGUCAUUGUGGAUAAAGUAGACGGAGGAGUAGUAAUUACUGUGGAAGUAGAUGGUUCCGCUGUGGAUGAUGUCAAUGUGGAUAAAGUAGACGCAGGAGUAGUAAUUACUGUGGAAGUAGAUGGUUCCGCUGUGGAUGAUGUCAAUGUGGAUAAAGUAGACGGAGGAGUAGUAAUUUCUGUGGAAGUAGAUGGUUCCGCUGUGGAUGAUGUCAAUGUGGAUAAAGUAGACGCAGGAGUAGUAAUUACUGUGGAAGUAGAUAAUUCCGCUGUGGAUGAUGUCAAUGUGGAUAAAGUAGACGGAGGAGUAGUAAUUACUGUGGAAGUAGAUGUAGAUGGUUCCGCUGUGGAUGAUGUCAAUGUGGAUAAAGUAGACGCAGGAGUAGUAAUUACUGUGGAAGUAGAUGGUUCCGCUGUAGAUGAUGUCAAUGUGGAUAAAGUAGACGCAGGAGUAGUAAUUACUGUGGAAGUAGAUGGUUCCGCUGUGGAUGAUGUCAAUGUGGAUAAAGUAGACGCAGGAGUAGUAAUUACUGUGGAAGUAGAUGGUUCCGCUGUGGAUGAUGUCAAUGUGGAUAAAGUAGACGCAGGAGUAGUAAUUACUGUGGAAGUAGAUGGUUCCGCUGUGGAUGAUGUCAAUGUGGAUAAAGUAGACGGAGGAGUAGUAAUUACUGUGGAAGUAGAUGGUUCCGCUGUGGAUGAUGUCAAUGUGGAUAAAGUAGACGCAGGAGUAGUAAUUACUGUGGAAGUAGAUGGUUUCGCUGUGGAUGAUGUCAAUGUGGAUAAAGUAGACGCAGGAGUAGUAAUUACUGUGGAAGUAGAUGGUUUCGCUGUGGAUGAUGUCAAUGUGGAUAAAGUAGACGCAGGAGUAGUAAUUACUGUGGAAGUAGAUGGUUCCGCUGUAGAUGAUGUCAAUGUGGAUAAAGUAGACGCAGGAGUAGUAAUUACUGUGGAAGUAGAUGGUUCCGCUGUGGAUGAUGUCAAUGUGGAUAAAGUAGACGAAGGAGUAGUAAUUACUGUGGAAGUAGAUGGUUCCACUGUGGAUGAUGUCAAUGUGGAUAAAGUAGACGCAGGAGUGGUAAUCAUUGUGGAGGUAGAUGGUUCAUCUGUAGAUGAUGUCAUUGUGGAUAAAGUAGACGGAGGAGUAGUAAUUACUGUGGAAGUAAAUGGUUCCGAUGUGGAUGAUGUCAAUGUGGAUAAAGUAGACGCAGGAGUAGUAAUUACUGUGGAAGUAGAUGGUUCCGCUGUGGAUGAUGUCAAUGUGGAUAAAGUAGACGGAGGAGUAGUAAUUACUGUGGAAGUAGAUGGUUCCGCUGUGGAUGAUGUCAAUGUGGAUAAAGUAGACGCAGGAGUAGUAAUUACUGUGGAAGUAGAUGGUUCAUCUGUAGAUGAUGUCAUUGUGGAUAAAGUAGACGGAGGAGUAGUAAUUACUGUGGAAGUAGAUGGUUCCGCUGUGGAUGAUGUCAAUGUGGAUAAAGUAGACGCAGGAGUAGUAAUUACUGUGGAAGUAGAUGGUUCCGCUGUGGAUGAUGUCAAUGUGGAUAAAGUAGACGCAGGAGUAGUAAUUACUGUGGAAGUAGAUGGUUCCGCUGUGGAUGAUGUCAAUGUGGAUAAAGUAGACGCAGGAGUAGUAAUUACUGUGGAAGUAGAUGGUUCCGCUGUGGAUGAUGUCAAUGUGGAUAAAGUAGACGCAGGAGUAGUAAUUACUGUGGAAGUAGAUGGUUCCGCUGUGGAUAAUGUCAAUGUGGAUAAAGUAGACGCAGGAGUAGUAAUUACUGUGGAAGUAGAUGGUUCCGCUGUGGAUGACGUCAAUGUCGAUAAAGUAGACGCAGGAGUAGUAACUACUGUGGAAGUAGAUGGUUCCGCUGUGGAUGAUGUCAAUGUGGAUAAAGUAGACGCAGGAGUAGUAAUUACUGUGACAGUAGAUGGUUCCGCUGUGGAUGAUGUCAAUGUGGAUAAAGUAGACGCAGGAGUAGUAAUUACUGUGGAAGUAGAUGGUUCCGCUGUGGAUGAUGUCAAUGUCGAUAAAGUAGACGCAGGAGUAGUAAUUACUGUGGAAGUAGAUGGUUCAGCUGUGGAUGAUGUCAAUGUGGAUAAAGUAGACGCAGGAGUAGUAAUUACUGUGGAAGUAGAUGGUUCCGCUGUGGAUGAUGUCAAUGUGGAUAAAGUAGACGCAGGAGUAGUAAUUACUGUGGAAGUAGAUGGUUCCGCUGUGGAUGAUGUCAAUGUGGAUAAAGUAGACGCAGGAGUAGUAAUUACUGUGGAAGUAGAUGGUUCCGCUGUGGAUGAUGUCAAUGUGGAUAAAGUAGACGCAGGAGUAGUAAUUACUGUGGAAGUAGAUGGUUCCGCUGUGGAUGAUGUCAAUGUCGAUAAAGUAGACGCAGGAGUAGUAAUUACUGUGGAAGUAGAUGGUUUCGCUGUGGAUGAUGUAAAUGUGGAUAAAGUAGACGCAGGAGUAGUGAUUACUGUGGAAGUAGAUGGUUCAUCUGUAGAUGAUGUCAUUGUGGAUAAAGUAGACGGAGGAGUAGUAAUUUCUGUGGAAGUAGAUGGUUCCGCUGUGGAUGAGGUCAAUGUCGAUAAAGUAGACGCUGGAGUAGUAAUUACUGUGGCAGUAGAUGGUUCUGCUGUGGAUGAUGUCAAUGUGGAUAAUGCUGUAGAGGAGGUUAUUGUGGAUGAGGAAGGUUCAGCCGUAGAUGGAGUUAUUGGGGAUGAAGAUGAUUCUGCUGUAGAGGAGGUUAUUGUGGAUGAAGAGGUUUCAGCCGUAGAUGGAGUUAUCGGGGACGGAGAUGGUUCUGCUGUAGAGGAGGGUAUAGUAGUUGAGGAGGUUUCAGCCGUAGAUAAAGUUAUUGGAGACGAAGAUGAUUCUGCUGUAGAGGAGGUUAUUGUGGAUGAAGAGGGUUCAGCCGUUGAUGGAGGUAUUGGGGACGAAGAUGGUUCUGCUGUAGAGGAGGUUAUAGUAGUUGCGGAGGGUUCAGCCGUAGAUAAAGUUAUUGGAGACGAAGAUGAUUCUGCUGUAGAGGAGGUUAUUGUGGAUGAAGAGGGUUCAGCCGUAGUUGGAGUUAUUGGAGACGAAGAUGAUUCUGCUGUAGAGGAGGUUAUAGUAGUUGAGGAGGGUUCAGCCGUAGAUGAAGAUAUUGGAGACGAAGAUGGUUCUGCUGUAGAGGAGGUUAUAGUAGUUGAGGAGGGUUCAGACGUAGAUAAAGUUAUUGGAGACGAAGAUGAUUCUGCUGUAGAGGAGGUUAUUGUGGCUGAAGAGGGUUCAGCCGUAGAUGCAGGUAUUGGGGACGAAGAUGGUUCUGCUGUAGAGGAGGUUAUAGUAGUUGAAGUGGGUUCAGCCGUAGAUGGAGUUAUUGGGGACGGAGAUGGUUCUGCUGUAGAGGAGGUUAUAGUAGUUGAGGAGGGUUCAGCCGUAGAUGAAGAUAUUGGAGACGAAGAUGAUUCUGCUGUAGCGGAGGUUAUUGUGGAUGAGGAAGGUUCAGCCGUAGAUGUAGUUAUUGGGGACGAAGAUGGUUCUGCUGUAGAGGAGGUUAUUGUGGAUGAAGAGGGUUCAGCAGUAGAUGGAGUUAUUGGGGACGGAGAUGGUUCUGCUGUAGAGGAGGUUAUAGUAGUUGAGGAGGUUUCAGCCGUAGAUAAAGUUAUUGGAGACGAAGAUGAUUCUGCUGUAGAGGAGGUUAUUGUGGAUGAGGAAGGUUCAGCCGUAGAUGGAGUUAUUGGGGAUGAAGAUGAUUCUGCUGUAGAGGAGGUUAUUGUGGAUGAAGAGGGUUCAGCCGUAGAUGGAGUUAUUGGGGACGAAGAUGGUUCUGCUGUAGAGGAGGUUAUAGUAGUUGAGGAGGGUUCAGCCGUAGAUAAAGUUAUUGGAGACGAAGAUGAUUCUGCUGUAGAGGAGGUUAUUGUGGAUGACGAGGGUUCAGCCGUUGAUGGAGGUAUUGGGGACGAAGAUGAUUCUGCUGUAGAGGAGGUUAUAGUAGUUGAAGUGGGUUCAGCCGUAGAUGGAGUUAUUGGGGACGGAGAUGGCUCUGCUGUAGAGGAAGUUAUAGUAGAGGUUAUUUUGGAUGAGGAAGGUUCAGCCGUAGAUGGAGUUAUUGGGGACGAAGAUGAUUCUGCUGUAGAGGAGGUUAUUGUGGAUGAAGAGGGUUCAGCCGUAGAUGAAGUUAUUGGGGACGGAGAUGGUUCAUCUGUAGAUGAUGUCAGUGUGAAUAAAGUAGAUGAAGGAGUAGUAAUAUUUGUGGAAGUAGAUGUUUCAUCUGUAGGUGAUGUCAAUGUGGAUAAAGUAGAUGAAGGGAUAGUAAUAGUUGUAGAAUUAGAUGUUUCAUCUGUAGGUGAUGUCAAUGUGGAUAAAGUAGAUGAAGGGGUAGUAAUAGUUGUAGAAUUAGAUGUUUCAUCUGUAGGUGAUGUCAGUGUGGAUAAAGUAGAUGAAGUAGUGCUAUUUGUUGGAUUAGUAGAUGGUUCAUCCGUAGAUGAUGUAAAUGUGGAUAAAGUAGAAGCAGCUGUAGGUUUUAGCGUGGAAGUGGAUAUAGAAUGUAUUGUACUUAAUGUACUACUGUGUGGAAUAUAUGUAGCAGAAGUAGUCCAGGUGGAAGACGGUUCGGUUUUGGUUGAAUCCGUAGUGCUAGAUGUGAUUUGA